CGAGAGAUGAAAAUUGCUUUCAUUAUUUUCCAUCUAAGUAUAACUAUACAUUAAUUCAGUUUUGGUUAUUGUCUGAUUUAAGCAUAUAUCAAAUAGUUUUUAAUAAUAUUUUUUAAAUAAAUAAAAUAUUUUUUUGAUCUUAUAUAAUAAAUUAAUUGUAUAUUAAAAAAGUAACAAUUAAUGUAUAAGCUAAAUCUUGGUUGGAUAUAAUAUGCACCAAUCGUUUAACUUUAGAGACAUUUUUAGUGAAAAUGAUACAGUGUUUUCGAAUAGAGCGCCGAAUUUGUCAAUAUUUAACGAAGAAUGCAUCCAAGACGUAAACAUGGAGGUAGAGGCGAAAGUUCUCAACCUGGUGGAUCACACUUUGAACGUGGUAAUCGAGCAAGAGGUAGAGGACAAGGACAUCCACCUUGGUUAUCUGGAAAAGAGAUAGGGCUUUAUUAUAGAGAUAAGGCUAAAGCAAAAGCUAAACAAAAGGAAUCUCGAGUUAAAUUACCUUUACAUGUUCAAGAAAAAAUAAAAAAUGUGCUAGAAAAUUCUAAAGAUUAUUAUGAUAAAUUAUAUAACAAUGCAUAUACUGAAGUUACCUAUGGCACAUUGGAAAAUAAAUAUAUACAUAUUCAUGAUUCUCAGUUUAAAAGAAAAUUCAUAAAUAUGGUAUCUGGUAACAUACAAGAAAAUCUUGCCAAAGCUUUAAUGGUUAAAUCAAAAUUAGAAAGAGACAUUGAGUUAGAUACCAAGUUAUUAGCUGAAUAUAAGGCAAAACAAUCUUUACAGAAAUAUAUGGAUAUGAUAAAAAUUAGAUCAAAAUUACCAUCAUAUCAAAAAAGAUCAGAGAUAUUAGAAUUAAUUAAAGAAAAUCAAGUUAUUGUAAUAAGUGGAGAAACUGGUUGUGGAAAGACAACACAGGUUGCUCAAUUUAUAUUGGAUGAACAAAUAGAAGAAGGUAAUGGUAGUAUUACAAGAAUUAUUUGUACUCAACCUAGAAGGAUAUCAGCUAUAUCUGUUGCUGAAAGAGUAGCAACUGAGAGAGCAGAAAAUCUUGGUAAAUCUGUUGGUUUUCAAAUUCGGCUUGAGAAAAUAAUGCCAAGAGAGAGAGGUAGUAUAUUAUUUUGUACUACUGGAAUGCUAUUGCAAUUUUUACAAGGUGAUCCCGCUUUAAAAGAAUUUUCUCAUAUUAUAUUAGAUGAAAUUCAUGAAAGAUCUACAGAAAGUGAUUUUGUUCUUGCUUUGUUGAAAUUAAUUAUUCCUAAAAGACCUGAUUUAAAAAUCCUUUUAAUGAGUGCAACACUUAAUUCUGAAAGAUUUUCAAAAUAUUAUGAUGAUUGUCCGAUGAUUCAUAUUCCAGGCUUUACUUAUCCAGUGGAAGAAUUUUAUUUAGAAGAUAUUUUAAUGCUUACAGAAUUUAAAUUUCCUGCAGCAGCUGCAUUGCCUCAAGAUUAUAGAAAGCAUACAAAAAAAUAUAAACAAGUACAGCAAAAAAGAGAUGAAUUUCAUGAUGUACUAGAUCCUUACAUACGACAGCUUAUAGCUGAGAAGAAGUAUCCUAGAGAAGUAAUUGAUCAAUUACGGAAUCCAUACAGUGAAAUGAUGUCUCUUGAUCUUAUAGAACAAUUAAUUAGACAUAUUUGUAGAACAAAAGCUCCUGGAGCUAUUUUAGUUUUCCUUCCUGGUAUGAUGGAUAUAACAAAGUUAAAUAGAAUGAUGUUAGAUACUGGAUGUUAUUCACAAAGUCAUUAUGUUAUUUAUCCUCUUCAUUCUCGUAUGCCAACUAUCGAUCAAAAGCUCAUAUUUAAAGAACCACCUAAAGGAGUUCGAAAAAUUAUAAUUGCUACUUCUAUAGCUGAAACUUCUAUAACUAUCGAAGAUGUAGUAUAUGUUAUUGAUUGUGGAAAAAUGAAAUUUGGUAAAUUUGAUAUUCAAAAAAAUAUUCAAACUUUGGAACCUGAAUGGGUAUCAUUAGCUAAUGCUAAACAGAGAAGAGGUAGAGCAGGCAGAGUAAAACCUGGUAUUUGUUAUCAUUUGUAUUCUAAAGCUAGAGAGAUGACAUUAGAUCAAUAUCCAUUGCCUGAAAUGUUAAGGGCGCGUUUAGAGGAAGUUAUUUUGCAAAUAAAAAUUUUACAAUUAGGAAAAGCUAGAACUUUUUUGGCUAGUGUUAUGGAUCCUCCAAGUUCAAAAGCUAUAGAUUUGUCUUUGGAUCUACUUCAAACUUUAAACGCAUUAGAUAAUGAAGAACAUUUGACUCCUUUAGGAUAUCAUUUAGCUCAAUUACCACUAGAUCCACGAACAGGAAAAAUGAUUAUAUGGGCAGCAUUAUUUUCAUGUGUAGAGCCAGUUUUUGCAAUUGCAGCCAGUCUUAGUUUUAAAGAUGCAUUUUAUUGUCCUCUUGGAAAAGAAGAUCAAGCACAUCAAAAGAAACUUGAAUUAAAUAUGGGACAAUUCAGUGAUCAUAUUGCAUUAUCUGAGGCAUUAACGGGAUUUGAGCUUGCAUACAAAAGAGGUUAUGCAAGCUCUUUUUGUAGAGAAUAUUUUCUUUCUUUUAAUACGCUCAAACUUCUUUCUGAAAUGAAAACUCAGUUUGCUCAACAUUUGUUUCAAAUGAAAUUUAUGGAAACAGAAAAUCCAAGCGAUAGUAAUGCCAAUAAGAAUUCUAAAAAUACAAUGUUAGUAAAAGCAAUAGUAUGUGCUGGAUUAUAUCCCAAUGUUGCUAUCAUAAAAAGAGUUACAAAAAAUGGAACACUUGCAUGGACUCCAGAAGAUGGAAGUGUUACUGUACAUCCAUCAAGUGUAAACGAUAAAGUUAAGAAGUUUCCUAGUCCAUUUAUUACAUAUUUUACAAAGCAAUUAUCAACAGCAAUAUAUUUACAUGACACUACAUGCGUUACUGCACCAAUUUUAUUAUUUGCUGCUCCAAAUAUGACUAUAAAAAAAGAAAAAGGAAAUUAUUUUAUUAGUUUAGCAAGUAGUCAAAACUUCGCAUGCGACUUGCAAACUGCACAACUUAUUCAAAAAUUACAAGAACAAUUUAAUAAUAUGUUAGAAUAUAAAAUAACACAUCCAGGAAUAGUACGUUGGAAUAGUUUUGAAGGUGAUUUAUUAAAUGCUAUUAUAGAUCUGGUUUGUCAAAAAGAUGAGGAAAUGGGAUUUUGUAAUUCUAAUAUUCAAAACUGUGAAGAUAAUAUGUAUGACGACGUUUGAAUACAAUAUAAUGAAUUUCGAUAAUAAUUGCUUUAGAAUAUAUUAAAAUAGCUAGAAUAAUUUGAAUUUUUAAUGCCCUUUUUCAUUGUCUGAAUUAAAUAAAUAUCUAAGACAUUCAAAUGAAAUAAUUCAUCGAGUAUAAUUUUAUUAUAGUUAUAAUAGAUAUAUCAAAAAUAUCAGUUUUGUAAUAUAUAUUCAGAAAAUAAAAUUUUUGAAAACAAAAUCAAAAGAUAUCGAUUUCACUCAAAUUCUAUUAUAUAAUACAUACAUAAUGUAAUACACUACAAUAUUACAUGUAGUACUACAUAUUGAUAUAUAUCUAAUAAUAUUUUCAAAUAUAAAAAAUACGAUUAAUAUUUAAAAAAUGUUAUUUUAUGACAUAAGUAAUGGUACCACUUAUGCAUCACCAACAUAUAAUUUCCAAAAAUUAAUGAUUUAUGAAGAAAAUGCUAAAAAUGAAAACUAUAAAUUAUUUUAUAUGAUCAAAAAUUAUAUUUAAAAUAUAUAUGAUAUGUUAUUUUUAAAUAUCUUUUUUAUUUAAUUAGAAUUUGAAAUGCAAUAAAAGAAAUAUAAUAUAUUGAAAAACGUAAUUAUUUUUAACAGAGAUUCUGAUUUUAUAUAUCAAUGAUUUAUAUCAUUAAGUAAGAUUCUUAAUAGUCACGAAUAUUAAAUGAAAGAAGGAAGUCUGACAAAAGAUUCUCAAUUUCAAUAAUAAAUUUCUCUUCUCCGUUCUGACCAUUUGCGCAUCGCAAAUAAAAAUGAGCCUCGGGUCUGGCACGAGCUGAUAGCUACCGCGAAGAGAAAUAGGGGGGAGAGAAAGAGAACGAGUGAAAAAGAGGGAGGGUAGUUAGGAGAGGGACGUUCUGGCAAUACACGAGCGAGGCACGUAGCGUCCGAUUCAGUCUGCAUCCGACCGCCGCGAGUGUCGCGUCGCGAAGCAGUGGUCGAAUUUCGGGGGGGACACGAGACUCCGAUACGAGUCACUUCGUGCGAGUGAUCGUGAUACGACACCACGGUCUUUUAUCCCGUGUCUAAGCGGGCAUUUAUUAUUCAUAUUUUACAUUUUCUUGAAUCGUGAUUUGUAAUAAAAGAAAGGAAAAAUUAGUGAGAAAUCGUAGUUGCGUGUAUUGGUGUUAGAGAAAGAAAGAAAGAGCAGGUCACUGAACGACCAUACGAAGGUAGGAAGAAGGAGAGAGAAAAAUAAAAGACAGACAGAGAAGGAUUUUCGUCGCGACAUAUACACACGUAUAUACACGUGCGAAAGCGAGGAGAGACGUGAACACGCGCGUGCGCACCCGCGUAACACAUAUACACAUAUAAGAAAGAGAGAGAGCAAGAAAGAGAUAACGAAGACACGGCGCAGGAAGAGGCAAGAGAAUCAGUGACACUGGGAGGGUCGGGUAUUCCUCGUGUAAAACCGCCACCGGAAUAUAUGUCGUGAGUGUGCAGCCGAAGAUCCGCGGAUAGAGGCCGGCGAUAGUGCGUGCAGAGCUUUGAGAAGCAAAAAAAAAGUAAAGACUCCGGGUGAAAAGCAAUGCGGGUUCAUUGACUGCGUGCCGCGCAAUGGCUGCAUGUUCGUGGCCGAUGCACAGUGCAUGUGUGACAGGAGCUACGAGGAGGACGACGCCGAGGACGACGAGGUCGAAGAUACCGGCUACGGCCAACAUCGAACUUAAGACCUACUGAAAUUCUGUUCGAAUUCUGUAUAUGAUCGAGGACUCGAGGACUAUCUUGAUCAAAACUGCGAUAACAACGAGAAACAUUGGAAUUUGUCGUGCUUUUUAUGUAAGUGAACUCGAUUACUACUGGACUUCAACAAAAUUCUGCUCAUCCAUUUGCAGAUAUGAUUUUAAUUUAUCAAGAUACACUAAUGAACACUUAAUCAACAUUUUCUUAUAAAUCUUCGUAAAGUUUUAUAUCGUUAAUAGUCUCUUGAACUUCUGAAUUUUACCAAAGACACGAGAAUCCUGACACAGACUUUAAUAAAGUUAAAUUAUCUUUCUUAAAUUAUCUUUAAGAAAAAAAAAACAAAAAAAGAAAAGCUUAUUUGCUUCUCAAUUGUGCUUCGUGCACCAGAUUUAUCUAACAUAAAUCUUUGAUUAUCAAUUUUAUCCGGACUUAAUGCUUGCGACCAGGUGUUUGGACAGAAAAUCGGCACGAAGUCGCGGCAAUACCUGGAAAAAAUGUUCAUUUGCUGACGAUUGGCAGCAAAAGCAAGCAGAUCGCGGUGGUGAAUCGUCGUUGAGAAUCGCGUCGGACGUGUUGAGGUGGCGGGACUUAGGUGAGGAUAUUCCGUCGCGUUUGACGUCGUUGUCGUCGUCGUGGUGCGUUGUUCAGCCCGUGGUUCGGCAGUGAGAGAAAGAUAAGAGAGAGAGGCGGGCAGCUAUAACCGGCAACCACACGGUGGACAUGAUUAUUUCAAAGGAUCUGUUCCUCUUUGGCGACCAAGAUUACCUGCGCCUUCCCAGCAACGAGAAGCGCCAGCAACGGGCAAUGGGCCGACCGAUCAUCAAUGCUCCCAGGUAUUAUACAUUUACUUUCCAAUCAAAUUGAAGAAACCAAGAAAAUUUGAAGUAACAAGCUGAAAAAAAAAAAGAAAAAAGAAAAGAAAAGAUUUGUUCCUUUAAUUUAGACGACGAUCUAGAAUAUCUUUCGUGCACAUAUUCAAAACGGUAUCCGCACGAUGUAUUCCGAAACGUGGAGGAAGGGAUCACGUUCGCAGGGAGGAGAUCUCGCCAAUUCCAAGCCUGGGAGGAUCGAGAGCUCUCGAGUAUCGAGGGAUACGUCGAAUAGGCAGAAGGAAGGUUAUCGUGCUCGAUCCAAAGGAUCCCUGUCUGUCAACGGAGAAGGAAAUCGGCGGCUGCGUCCUAUUUCGAUCGAGUGGCCGGCCGCCAUGUUGGAGAUAACGAGGCCCUCAGCAGUGCCAGGUGGACGUUGGAGUGGAUUGUCCCUUGUGUUAAAACGCGUGUCGUGAGAAGAUGGUAGGGGAGGAAAAGUUUCGAAAAAUAUUUCGAUCAAUUUAUCAAUCUCGCUCCCUUUGUUAAACGUUCGAUCGUGUCAAGUGGGGAGGCUUCGAAUUUAUAGUUGGAAUAUUUUUACACCAUCCUCGUCAAAAUUAUUCUUUAAUCUUUAUCGUUAAUAAUAAAAUCAAUAGAAGUAGUCGGAUAAAUGAUCGUUGUGAAAUGUUAUCGAGUCGUUAUCGGUUAUCGUAUCGAGAAUAGAAGAAAGAACUCGUCGUGUUAUCGACGACCAAACAAAUCGUCCAUUUAUCGAUCGGAUUCCUUUGCCCGGAAAAAGUUCGUAAAUCAUGACGCAAUCAUGUGGCGAAGGAUAGAAAAAUCUGCGACCGACACUCCCCGACACUCGUACCGCUCGCCGCUCGUGCAAAACUCUUAUCUGCAGGAGUAUACACGCUUCGAUAUUUGCCGCAUACCGUGGAUGAAAGUCGAAUAAAUCGUUCAUUGUGUUAUAAACCGAUAAAACUCGGAUCGCGAAAAAAUCCCUCUCCCCUCGAGCUCUCUGUUCAGCUCGACCUCGUAAUUUCCUCGUUGGAAACGAUCUUUAACUUUAAUCCAAAGAAAAA
Molecule: messenger RNA, 6781 nt
Organism: Apis cerana (Asiatic honeybee)
Lineage: Eukaryota; Metazoa; Arthropoda; Insecta; Hymenoptera; Apidae
Product: ATP-dependent DNA/RNA helicase DHX36
Cellular component (GO): nucleus; intracellular anatomical structure; cytoplasm
Molecular function (GO): G-quadruplex DNA binding; DNA helicase activity; RNA helicase activity
Source: RefSeq, a predicted model, not a curated record